AUGCCUGCUACUACUACAGUUCAACCCUCAGUUACAGCCCAUGUUCAUCCUCUCGUCUUGCUUUCUGCAACAGAUCAUUACAAUCGUGUCGCCAAGGACACCAAGAAGCGCGUAGUGGGUGUAUUGCUUGGUCAGAAUAAGGGAAAGACUGUCAAUGUCUCCAACAGUUUUGCUGUUCCUUUUGAAGAGGAUCCCAAGGACCCCUCUGUCUGGUUUUUAGAUCACAAUUACGUGGAAGCAAUGAACGACAUGUUCAAAAAAGUCAAUGCAAAGGAAAAGUUGAUCGGUUGGUAUCAUAGUGGACCCAAACUUCGUUCCUCAGAUUUAGAAAUCAACGAAUUGUUCAAAAGAUACACACCCAAUCCCGUGCUUGUUAUUGUCGAUGUCAAGCCAAAUGAUGCAGAAAUCCCUACCGAUGCUUAUUUCGCCAUUGAAGAGAUCAAGGAUGACGGCACCACCACCACAAAGACAUUCAUGCAUGUACCAUCAGAAAUUGUAGCAGAGGAAGCUGAGGAAAUUGGUGUAGAACACUUGUUGCGAGACAUCAAAGACAAUGCAGUUGGCACAUUGAGCACCCGUAUCACCUCUCAAUUGGGAUCUUUGGGAGGACUUCAGGGCCGUCUUGAAGAGAUUCGCGACUAUUUGCAAAAAGUCGUUAGCGGUAAACUGCCUGUCAACCAUCAAAUCAUCUACAACUUGCAAGACAUCUUCAACCUUCUGCCCAACCUGGAAAACAGCGACAUGGUCAACUCAUUCAGCACAAAGACAAACGACCAAUUAUUGCUGAUUUACUUGUCCAGCAUGAUUCGUGCUGUCAUUGCGCUCCACAACUUGAUUGAUAACAAGAUUGAUAACCUCAAGAGUGAGAAUGCUUUGGAAAGUGCAGAGUCGUCAGCAACAGCUCAGGUGGAAAAGGAUGUCAAGGAUUUAGAUGUGGAUGGCGGAAAGGAGGCUGCUGGUGCAGACAAGUCUUCCACCGACAAGAAUGAUGAUAUGCAAAUUGAUUAA
Messenger RNA from Mucor velutinosus, 1008 nucleotides. RefSeq lists its product as uncharacterized. The transcript has 4 exons. NCBI's taxonomy places the organism in Eukaryota, Fungi, Mucoromycota, Mucoromycetes, Mucorales, Mucoraceae. Gene Ontology annotation, biological process: proteasome-mediated ubiquitin-dependent protein catabolic process. The record is from RefSeq and is a predicted model, not a curated record. Gene Ontology annotation, molecular function: protein binding; metallopeptidase activity. Gene Ontology annotation, cellular component: proteasome regulatory particle; proteasome complex. Bases 1 to 1008 code for a protein of 335 amino acids.